Messenger RNA from Tetrahymena thermophila SB210, 1611 nucleotides. Its product is annotated as AAA domain protein. The transcript has 3 exons. Gene Ontology annotation, molecular function: phosphatidylinositol binding; GTP binding; phosphatidic acid binding. The record is from RefSeq and is a predicted model, not a curated record. Lineage: Eukaryota; Ciliophora; Oligohymenophorea; Hymenostomatida; Tetrahymenidae.
AUGUUUUCGAUGGAUUAAAAUAAUACUUUAAAGAAAUUAAUUAGUAAUACUUAUAUAGUAUUUUCAGGGAUAUACAUAUCUUAUUAGUUUAUGAGGUAUGUAAAGAGGUAGAUCAGAAAUAAGCGAAAUAGCUUAGCUAAAAUAGAGAUUAUUAAACAGGUAAAAAGUAAAUAGAAAAUAAUUGAUGAUAAAGAUGAUAAAGAAGAUCAAAAUAGCGAGAAUAAUCAGAAAAAACAACAGUCUAGAAGAAGUAGUGAGAGUUUAACAGAAGAAAAACAAUAAAAUACUAGAAAGAUUAAAUCUAAAACCUCAUCAGCAAUUAAUUUGUUAGAAUUAGAUACUUCCAUCCCUUAAGAGAUAGUUCAAGAAAAAAGGCGUAAGAUAAUCAAAGUUUGUCUUACUGGAGGGCCUUGUGCAGGUAAAACCUCAGGUCUCGCCUUUUUAAGUGAAAAAUUAAAAGAUGAUAAUUUCGAUGUUUAUGUUGUUCCAGAAGCAGCAACUUUAAUUUCUAAUGGGGGUGGUAUGAUCAACAUUGGAGGCUUUUCUGAUGAAAAAAUCAUAUAAUUUUAGAAAUCUCUAAUGAGUGUUUAAAUUUCUUUAGAAGAAAAUUUUCAAAGAUUGGCAGAGAUAUCAGAAAAUUAAUCAAUUAUACUUUGUGAUAGAGGUUUAAUAGAUGGGAAGGCAUUUAUGUCUGAUGCUGGCUGGCAGCAACUACUCAAAGAAAUGAAACUUUCAGAGCAUGAAAUAAGAGACAAGAGAUAUGAUUUUGUCAUUCAUUUAGUUACAGCUGCAGAUGGUGCACCAGAUUACUAUAUAAAAGAUGGGGCAAGAUAUUAAGAUAUUGACUAAGCUGUAGAAAUAGAUAAAAUUUUUUAAAAAUGCUGGCUUGGCCAUUAGCGACUAGAAAUCAUUGACAAUAAAAGUGUUUCAAGCUUCGAAGAAAAGCUGCAAAAACUCCUUUUUACGGUCAGAAGAAUGAGUGGUGUACCAGUAAAAGGUAGUAAGCUCUAUUCAAGAUACAUAAUCAUAGAUCCUUAAAGUCAUCCUAAUAUCCCAGAAGACUUUCCUGUUGAGUCUUUCGAAAUCGAAGAUACAUUCUUGUACAAAGUAUAAUAUGACGAAAAUAAAGGAAAGUUAACAAAGAUUAGAAAGAGAGUUUAAAAUGGAGAUGUAAUUUAUCUGUGUAGCGAAAGUCACAUAAUUGACGGCAAGCAAACUAUUUACUAUAAGAAGAGGCUCAAUUAUAGAGAAUAUGUUCUUGUUAAAGACAGAGAAGAUAGAGAUAGAAUUACCCUUAGAAAAUUUAGAAGAUAAUUUGUUUAUUAAGGAUAUUAUUAUAUUUUAGAUAAAUACUUAGAUUAUGAUAUGUGUAUAUUGCGUGCUAAAAACAGUCCUGGAUCAGAUGACAAACAAAUUAUAAUCCCUGAUUUCAUUUAAAUAGAUGCAGAUGUUACAGAUCAUAAAGAAUUCAGAUCUCUCAAUUUAAGUUUAAAGUCAAGUCCUCUUAGAGAUAAAAAAUUCUUAGAAGAGCUGGUUUAUACUAUUUAAGAUUAAUAGAAAAAUUUAAUUAAAUUUGAAGAUAAACUCAGACCUAGACCUAAUAGAAAAUGA